CAAGCGCAGGCGUCGCUCCAGGCGGCGCUGGACGACGGCGUCGAGCUCUUGGAGAUUCAGUUCCCGAGCGGCGGCCUCGACACCGCGCCCGGGGACGUCGAGGGAAACGUGGAGAACAACCUCACGGUCGCGCACUUGCGAGGGAUAUGCUCGCAGUUCGAGAGAAACGGCACCGCGAAGACGACGCGGGUGUUCUUCCCGGAUCCGAUCGAACGCUCGCUCGCGCUCACGGGCGCGGCGCCUUCGCCCGACGGCUUCGCGUCGUUCCCCGGGCCGAUCGAUUACCUCGAGCAGCCGGACUUCUUGUCCGUGUCCGGGUUGGAUAAGAUGCUGGGCACGCGGAAGACGGUCGCGAUGCGCGUGCCGGAGAGCGACACCGCGUUCGUCGUCGCGUAUCCGUGCACCAACGUGAGCGAGCUCGUGUGCACGCGAGAACUCCGCGAGGGCGAGUUGGCCCGCGCCGGCCCGGCGCGGCCGAUCGUGAUGUGCAACGGCGAGCUCGAGCGCACGAGGAGCGAGUACUACCCGUCGUUCUGGAACGUCGGGGAGAUGAAGCCUUUGCGGGGGUUCGCGAGGGAGUUCGAGGGCGUGUAUUUCGUGCACAACUACAAAGGGAGCAACCCCGCGGUGCUGUUCCGAGCGUAUCCGGGGCCGUGGCAGGUGCUCAGGCGACGUCGCGACACGGACACGUACGACAUCGUGUACACGUGCGAGGAGUACCCCGGGCUGCAGAAGGUCGCGCUCGACAUCUUGCCG
Molecule: messenger RNA, 756 nt
Organism: Micromonas pusilla CCMP1545
Lineage: Eukaryota; Viridiplantae; Chlorophyta; Mamiellophyceae; Mamiellales; Mamiellaceae
Exons: 2
Source: RefSeq, a predicted model, not a curated record